CCGCAUAUCUGCAACUCACUCCUGUUACUUUCAAGAACAACAACUACUUUCUUUUCAGAUUUACAACUUUAGAAUACUAAGACAUUAAACAUGGUUACUGCUUCGUACGCCUUUUUUGAGGCUCUUGUUGAGGUAUUUAUCUGGAAACCCCAGAUAUAUAUAGCUGUUCUAACAAUAUAUCAGGCCGGGGUAACCCAUUGCUUCGUAAAUCUAGGGUCCGAUCAUCCUUCUAUUCUAGAAGCUUUGAUUACACUUAAGAGAGAGAAUAAGGGUCCAGAAGUUAUAGUGAGUCUUUAAAUAUAUCAGUGCACCAAUAUAUUUACUGUCAUAACUAAUAACUCUUUCCAGACAUGUCCAAACGAAGUAUGCAAAUAGAUUCUCUCCCACCUUCAAUAUAUACUCAUAUCAACAUAGAUGGUUGCUCUAUCCAUGGCGGAUGGCUAUGCUCGUUUAACCGGUAAACCUCAAUGUGUAAUCGUACACGUCGACGUAGGAACUCAAGGUCUCGGAGCUGCAGUUCACAAUGCCUCAUGCGGACGAGCACCUGUUCUUAUAUUCGCCGGUCUAUCACCCUAUACAAUUGAAGGAGAAGCUCGAGGCUCACGAACAGAAUACAUUCAUUGGAUACAAGAUGUACCGAAUCAAGCGGAGAUUGUCAGACAAUAUUGCCGAUAUUCAAUGGAGAUUAAGACGGGGAAGAAUAUUAAACAAAUGGUUAAUAGGGCACUUCAAUGGGCUACUAGUGCUCCUACUGGUCCAGUAUAUUUGUACUCAGCCAGAGAGGUCAUGGAGGAGGAAAUAGAUGAUUAUGAUUUGGUUCAGGAACAUUGGAAUGCAGUGGAACCAGCUGCACUUUCUGAAAGUUCAGUUGCUACCAUAUCAGAAGCUUUAGUCAAUGCAAAGGAGCCAUUGAUCAUUACUGGCUAUAGUGGUCGGAAUCAUAAGUCAGUAGGAGCUUUAGUCGAGUUGGCGGAUACAGUAAAAGGCCUUCGCGUGUUGGAUACUGGUGGUAGUGAUAUGUGUUUUCCAGCUGAUCAUCGUGCUUGGUUGGGUUUGAGAUAUGGGAGUGAUAAAGCUAUUGAAACUGCUGAUGUUAUUCUCGUCAUUGAUUGUGGUAAGUACUCAAUCUUUCGAUGUCGAUAUAUGAAAACUAACAUAAUUUCGGGCAGAUGUACCAUGGGUCAAUACUUUAUGUCAUCCUUCAAAAUCAGCGAAGAUAUUCCACAUUGAUGUUGAUCCACUUAAACAACAAAUGCCGGUACGUCCUUCCCACAUUCAAUAACACUGGAAUCUUCCCUCAGAGUUCUCGCUAACAAUUUUAGGUAUUCUACCUGGCAGCACUUUCACGCUAUAGAGCAGAUAGUCACACAUCUUUAACUCAAUUAAUAAAAUACAUAAAAAAUACUGGUAAUUUCACCAAUACACUCUCCUCUCAACCAUACACCGAACGAUGGGAAGCACUGGCAAAAGAUCACACCAAACGCAUCGAAGCUAUCACCGCGGCCUCAAAGGUUCAAGAAGAUGAUUCAUUCGGUACUGGCUACCUUUGUCAACAGCUCCGCAAGAUUGUCCCAACCGAUACAAUCUUCGCCAUCGAGGCGGUAACCAACACCGUUUUCGUAGCCGACAAUAUUCAAGCUACUCUCCCCGGUUCUUGGAUUAAUUGUGGAGGUGGAGGAUUGGGAUGGUCAGGUGGGGGAGCUUUAGGUAUUAAAUUAGCUACUGAGCUUGAGAAUGGGAAAGGCAAGGGAAAAUUCGUCGUGCAGAUUGUAGGAGAUGGAACAUUUUUAUUUUCAGUUCCUGGAAGUGUUUAUUGGAUUUGUCAGAGAUAUGGUAUUCCUGUUCUUACUAUCGUGCUGAAUAACAAGGGUAUGUGUCUAUUAAUCUUGGAAUUAACAUUGACUCAAGUUACUAACUCGGAAGCAGGUUGGCACGCACCAAAACGAUCUCUCCUUUUAGUUCAUCCAGAUGGUACGGUUUUCCUCCUUCCUUUCUCUCCCUCUUCAUCUUUUUCUAACAUCUCCCUUUCAAUAGGAAUCGGAUCCAAAGCUACAAACGAAGAUCUAAACAUUUCCUUUGCACCACAAGUUCCAGAUUACGCGGGAAUAGCUAGAGCUGCAUCUGGAAAUAGUGUCAUGGCCGAGAAAGUUUCCAAAGCUAGUGAAUUGGAGAGUGUUCUUUUGAAGGCGAUAGAGUGUGUUAAGGGAGGAACGACAGCGGUCGUAGAUGCAGUUGUUGUGCCUGGGUGUUAGGAAUAGUAAUGGGGGAAAGAAACGGCUGGGAGGAUGGAAUUUGAUUUGAUUCGGUUUCGAUGAUUAUUACAUACGGCAUUUAGCCAGCAGGGAGUAAGAGUAGAUAUGCAUUGUAACAAGGAAAGAAAAGACAAUUUAUACAUGAAUAAUGGUUU
Messenger RNA from Sclerotinia trifoliorum, 2407 nucleotides. Lineage: Eukaryota; Fungi; Ascomycota; Leotiomycetes; Helotiales; Sclerotiniaceae. The record is from the annotation of a GenBank genome assembly.